This is a messenger RNA of Anguilla rostrata (American eel), 1847 nucleotides long. RefSeq names its product galactose-binding lectin l-1-like. Gene Ontology annotation, molecular function: laminin binding; galactoside binding; carbohydrate binding. The transcript is spliced from 5 exons. NCBI's taxonomy places the organism in Eukaryota, Metazoa, Chordata, Actinopteri, Anguilliformes, Anguillidae. Bases 140 to 544 code for a protein of 134 amino acids. The record is from RefSeq and is a predicted model, not a curated record.
GUGCACAGAGAGAAGGGCAUCCAGAACACCUUUGAUCUUCAGCUCUACACCAGCCUGAGACCUCCACCUGUGACCACACCCAGCCACCUACCUGAGCAGAGCUGCACACCAGUGAAGAAUCAGCAACUGAACCGCCAAGAUGAGCGAGUUGAAGUUUAAAAUUGUGGACUUCAAGCCAGGAAUGGAACUGAAGGUCAAAGGAGUCCCCAAACCCAAUAUCGUUCGUUUCAAUAUCAAUGUAUACGACUCAAAAGACAACAUUGCGCUGCAUUGCGACGCACGCUUCGACUAUCAAGAUGAACAUCGAGUCAUCGUCCUGAGCUGCAGGAAGGAUGAGAUAUGGCAAAAUUCAGUGAGGUCGAACAACUUCCCUUUCCAGUGGGGGCAAGAGUUUGAGAUGACCAUUACCUUCGCCGAUGACAGAUUUUACAUUAAUCUACAUAAUGGCCAUUUGCUGCAGUUCCCCAACCAUCUGGCUGACCAACAAUAUGAUACCAUUUCCAUUGAUGGAGAAGUCACAAUCAGGAGCAUAUGUGUGAAUUAGAAUCAGGAGGUGCAAGCCAUCCUCUUUCCGGCUCCCGAUUGGCUGAUCUGCUUCUGUUUCCUGCUUCCUUCCUACAGCUGUGCUAUGACUGCACUUUGUCUCUCCCAGACAUCAGUAUAUGUUUAUGAAAUCUGUCUGUUGAAAUGGGGUCAGAAUGUACAGAAUUUAAUGUUUUUAAGGGCUGAGUGUCUGUGGCUGUUGUGGUUAUUUCUGUGGGGAACCCUGAAAAGUGCCAAACUCUCGGUGCUGUAUAGGUAUGGGGCAUGCCCCCGCCAAGGCGUAACUUGGCGGGAUGGUAUACCUGCCAUCCCAAUAUGGCCAGCGAGUAGGGUGUAGGGUGGAACGUGAGCCAUGGUUAACUCAUAAUGUUUGACCAGAACAUCAUCAAAAUGAACAUGCUCAUGGCCAGCUUCUGUUCAUUUGUUGAGACUGCACGAAUGCAGGUUUACAAGCACGGACUUGCAGGCGAUUAACUUUUCUUUUUUUAUAAUGUACCCUCAUAGAAGAGCUUCAUGAGAAAUAUUCCAGCCAAAUUAGCCUAUUCAGUGUUAAAUCAUUCAAAUUAUACAUUUUGUGGGGGGGUGCUGGAGCCUCUCCCACUGUACAUUGGGCGAGAGGCAGGAAUACACCCAGAACAGACCGCCAAUCUAUCUCAGUAUUUUAGACCAAUUAUGCAAAAUUGCUUUUUACUGAAACUGAUAUAAAUAUAAAUAAUAUAAAUGAAGAUCAAGAGCUGCAUCAUAUAGAUUUAGAUAUUUAUACUUAGAUCACUCAUGGGCUUAUUUUGUUGUUUUUCACUGCAGUUGUAGUGAGCUCUGUGUGAACUGGACUGUUUUUUCUUUGGUAACUUAACUCUCCUGCUUCUCUCCCCAGCCCCCUUUUAACUGUUCCUAUGAUCUCUCCUCCUCUCUUCCAGGUGACCAUUUUCUUUGGCGAUGACAAAUUUUACAUUAAUCAACAUAAUGGCCAUGUGUUGCAGUUCCCCAACCGUCUGGGUGACAAACAAUACGAUUUUAUUUGGAUUGAAGGAGAUGUCACAGUCAAUAGCAUACAUGUGAAAUAAAGACCAAUCAGGAGCUGCUACCCAUCCUUUUUUUGGCUCCUGAUUGGCUGCUGUGCUUCAGCUUCGAGCUUCCUUCCUACAGCAGUGCUAUGACUGCACUUUGUCCCUCCCAGACAUCAGUGCCUUUAAUCUUGUGCUUCUCUGCAACAUUUAACUGACCCCCUCUGGCGUCUGUCCAAACUCACUGAGUGUGAGAAUCAUUUCAGCAUCAAUAAUAAAUCUCUGUCAUGAGCAAAUCUA